Messenger RNA from Vespa mandarinia (Asian giant hornet), 3855 nucleotides. Its product is annotated as EGFR adapter protein. The record is from RefSeq and is a predicted model, not a curated record. NCBI's taxonomy places the organism in Eukaryota, Metazoa, Arthropoda, Insecta, Hymenoptera, Vespidae.
CGAGAGAAUCCGGGGAGACUCCGGCUUCCAGUGAUGGAGAGACGUGCUCUCUUCGUGUCGCGCUAAAUGGUGAUCGUGUACUCCGAAUGGUGACGGAUAAAUCGGAAAGGCCGAGACUGCACGAGCAAGUCUUUGCCAUUUUACGAGCGAAAGCCUUUCUCCUUGUCUUCAAGCAGCCGGUGAUACCCAUCUUUACUUCGAUCAAUUUCACGAAUGUCUACGUAUAUUUGCCGACUCGAAUUCGCAAACGGUGCGAUGAUCGUUUCGGAAAUUCCUCAAGUCGAUUGCAGUUGAAUAUCGUGAUUGUGUAAUUGUGAUUGAUCUCUUGAACUUGAGAAAUAUUUGAGAAAACUCGUCGAGAGUAAAAGUGUUUAAUUUUAGCAUUAUACCGUGUGUGGGUCUUUUAAAUGGUUUAUCACUUAUGACGUCAAAAAGAAGAGUAACGAGAGAAGACAGGAUGUUAUAAUGAAGAAGUUUUUAUUCAAAAACAAGAGAAAAGUGACCGAAUGAAGUGUACGUAAUCGGCAAGAUACUUCGUUAGCCGAGACAACAUAUAAUAUCCGUAAUACGGAUAAAGUGGUAACGGUGUUAUAUGAUGUGACGAGUGAAACUCGAUAUCGGAUGUGCUCUUUUUUUAUGAUGAUGUCUUCGGCGUUGCUGUGAAAAAUACCGGAAACGGUGCCAAUCCUAUGGGAAGUGAUGUCUACCUAUUAUGGCAGAACCGCUUUCGAAGAAAUUCGUCAGAGCUAAGUACAUGGGUUCGUUUCCUGUGGCGAUUCCCGACGUUGCCAGCCGAGCGGAAUUCGUGCGCUCCCAACUGGAGACUCUCAGAUACAGCGAUCGGUCCACGCCUGUUCUCCUGAUAGUCUCGCUUGCGGGGAUCAAAGUAUGCAGUCCAGAUGGAAAAUGCGUGCAAAUGGCGCACGCGUUAAGGCGCAUCUCCUACGCGACUUGUGAACCCCGACACGCUCAGUUCAGCUUUUUGGCUCGAGAGCCCAGGGCGCAUUUUAGCAUCCAAUACUGUCACUCGUUCGUCACCGAAUCUGCAGAACAGGCGGAAGAAUUGAACACCAUAGUCGGCAAUGCUUUUCGUAUGGCGUACGUGGCGCAGCUCCAGCGCCAACCGAUCCUUCAGGAUGUAAUCUCGCCGCAAUCCUCACCACACUAUCGCAAGGACAAACAGGAACAUCGAACCUCCUGGAACAAAUCUUUGUCCGGCGACAGUUCGAUCGCCGGGAGCGGAGGCGGUUGCAGGAAUUCGUCCUCGAAUUCGUGGCUGAAAAGUCGGACGUCGCCCACGUCCAGAAGUGGAAGCGGUUCGUCCGCAGCGGACAUGAACGUACAGCUCGGCAGCGCCGGCUCGCCCACGUUGCGACUAGCCAGCGUAAAGACACCAAAUUCCAUCCCGGGUCUACGGCCGUCGCAUAAUUUUACGAAUGUCCUCGGUCCAAUAACGAACGAGGAUGAGCCGAAAAGUAUUUCGCAGCAAAGUACGCCGAGUAGCGAUGAGAGCAAUUCACCAACGGAGUUGAAUUCGUAUAAGAGACUGACGGACAAGCCACCGCUGAUAAAGCGUCUGGCGAUGGGCCUAACCGGUGGGCGCGACGUUCUCGGAUUAAAUGGUGAAGACGACAGCUGUCCCCUCGUAAGCGGUAGCAGCACACCAACUAGCCCCUCAAACAGGCCACAUUCCGGUGGCUAUAUCAACGAAGCGAUUAUCGACUCUGAAGGGACGAGACCGUCUUAUAAUAAGAUACAACCUUCCGAGACCAUCGAUAACACCAUCAAUGCUUCCAUCACUGCCAAAAACUUUAAUAUUGAAAAUAACAGGAUAGGACACAAUUCGCCGAGUUCGGGAACGGAAACGGAAUUUAAAUCGAAAAGAAGAUCACAAAUUAGUACCUCAAGUAGUUCAGUACCAGCAGAUGGGAGUACUCAUGGCUCGACACCGACACCUCCGCCUUUGCCAGAAAGAACGGACAGUUUGAAUAAUCGCAGCGAAGAAGCCGAAUUACGCAAAGCACCUUGGUUCCAAGCUGGCAUACCAAGAGAAAUAACGUUGGAAGUGUUGAGUCAGGAGCCGGAAGGAGCCUUCAUGGUACGAGAGAGCACCAGUAAACCCGGAUGUUACGCCCUUUCGCUCCGAGUGCCGCGUGAAUUUCAACCAAGCGGAAUCGCCCAUUAUCUCAUAAUGCGAACUAACAAAGGCUACAAAAUUAAGGGCUUUACGAAAGAAUUCACAACGCUGACAGCCCUGAUAACCCACCAUUCCGUAAUGCCAGAGCUGUUGCCAUGUCCACUGUCGUUAAGCCGAUACAAUCCCAGCUUCGUGAAGAGCGACUCGAACAAGGAUUUCGCGGACAUCGACUCGGAUCCGGAUUACAACACGCUCGCGGAUUUUCGCAAAAUGAUGGCCGAUCUGAACGUCUAGGAAAAGAGGAACAUGCAUUACGUAAACAUGUUUCAUACGUUCAUAAUAACGCGGAAGAAUGAACAUUGUGAGUCGAUCUAUCAACGAACCGCAAGUUUAUUAAGAAGGAAAGACUCACGCAAAUCUGUGUAUAAAAAAAAAAAAAAAAAAAAAAAAGAAAAAAAAAACAAACCUACACGAUUUAAUCGAGAUCACGACGAAUGAUAAAUUGUGUUUAUUUGUGAGAAAGAUAAAUCAUGAAAAAAUAUUGGACGUGAUAUCACAAUGAAAGUAGGUUAGUAUUAUGAAGGUAGAUGACAUCGAACGUGAUUUAAAACGUAAUUGACAAAAUUCUUUACAAUUACGAUUUCACGUUCGGAGUUCAUCGAUAGUGAUAAAAAUCUAUAAGACUAUAAAUAAUUUUAGGGAAUAGCACAGAAACGUGCGAAUCAAAAGUCAAUCGAUGCAAUGAGAGAAGACAACAAGUUGUUGAUCUAACUCUUAAAAACCAAUUGUCGUCUGUCUCGAUUGUUAAAAUUUCAAAAACAUUUUCUCAAGUAAUUUAAAGUGAUAACGUUGAAAUUUACUAUACUAAUUAUACACGUUAAUUUCAUUUUUUUUUGAUUUUGAUUCAAAUUUAAUGUUCCCUUCCAACGUCAAAAUCGAUUAUUUUGUUUUUGAAUUUUUUUGCUAUCGAAGCAGACUCAAUGAUCAAGCAAACGUUAUAAUCAAAAAAGUGAAUUUCGAAUAUUGAUCAAAGUUAAUGCUACACGAUGUACGCUUUAUGAGAAAACGAAGGUGAAAGAUUGAUCGAACUAUUGAAAUAACUUGUUUAAGUUAAUAAUAAUGUAUGGAUGUGUGUAACUUGAUAACAUACUCGAGUGUUCUCUUAAUAUAAAAAAAUAAAUAAAUAAAUAAAUAAAUAAAUAAAUAAAAAGGAAGGAAAAGAAGAAGUUAAAUGAACGAAUAGUUCGAUAUUGAUCUGAAAGUGGCUCGUUAUUCAUGCCAUAUUGAUGUUCGUGCGGCUCGAUAGUACGUUAUCAAAUUAAUGUAAAUGUGUUUAUAUGUAUAUAGAUGAUAAUUAACGUUACGCAAAGCAUCUUAUAAUUUAAUUACGAGAGUAAAAGUGAGAGCAACGAGUAAACGAGAAUGGAAUAGUCGUGAAGUAGUUGGAAAAGCAAAAAAGUAAUUUAAAUAAAUAAAAAAGAAAAUGAGUAAAAAAAAAAAAAGAAAAAAAAAGAAAAAAAAAAGAGGAACAUUUAGAAUCGAAGGACACAAUUAUAGUGCUACUUUAAUCGCUCGACUAACCUAGUCUUGUACAGAAGUUGUGAGCGUAGCUAGUGUUAUAAAUAUAUGAUUGCGCACGUGUGUGUAUAUCGACCGAUAAAAAAAAAAAAAUAAAAAAAAAUAAAAAGAGAGGACUACAAAAAAAGAAAAAAAAAAAA